This is a messenger RNA of Adelges cooleyi (spruce gall adelgid), 14066 nucleotides long. RefSeq names its product protein unc-80 homolog (gene unc80). The transcript is spliced from 62 exons. NCBI's taxonomy places the organism in Eukaryota, Metazoa, Arthropoda, Insecta, Hemiptera, Adelgidae. The coding region runs from base 232 to 10116 and encodes 3294 amino acids. Gene Ontology annotation, cellular component: cation channel complex; axon. Gene Ontology annotation, molecular function: monoatomic cation channel activity. The record is from RefSeq and is a predicted model, not a curated record. Gene Ontology annotation, biological process: monoatomic cation homeostasis.
GCACACACCGCGUAGGGUGCACAAUACUUUUCGGCCACACAGCAUUCAUAUUCAUAUUAUUAUAUUUUUGUAUACAUAAUAAUAUACAGAUAUAAAUUAAUUAAACAUACCUACACCAAACGCAUUAAACAUUAAAUAACACACGUAAAAGCCGUUCAGUGAAAAAAAAAAAAAACAAUAUUAAUAUGUAUUAUUCUACACCUUGAGAAACGCGAAAAACCCGCCAAGGCCAUGGACCACCAUUUGCAUUGGAACGAAUGGUGCACGACCGUCGACCAGCAUGUGCCAAUCAAUCUGCAAAACUACUUUUGGGGUUUGACCAGUGCAUUUAUUCGGCCAAAAGUGGGGAAAUUACAUGAAAAUUCAUGCCUGUUUUGUCAACACGUGCACGGUCAUCACGAAAUGAAAGAAGCAUGCAAGGCCUUUGAACGAUUACUAGUCCAAGACAUACGAACCGACGUGCCCGAUCCGCUUAAAGAAGAAAUUAAGACGUUGAACAGAUGGACCAUUAUCCAAGCUUCGCUUCCCCAUCUUGUUCACUCGGCCGCCGCCAUUCUUCAAAACCGAAAAGGUACCAACAUGCAAUACAUCGGCGCCAUCGAAGCGAAACUGCUGCAUAUCUUACAUUGGAUUUUGCUGGAAGCUCCAGACGAAUGUGCCGACUCGGAUUACGAAAGAGGAACGUUUCAGACUUUACCACACUAUUAUCUUUACAAUAUACCUGCGAUAACGCUAUUCAUCUACCUGCUCGCUCCGCUGGUGAACCAAAUGAAAGAAGCCGAUUUGUUGAACAACGGUCUCGAAGGCGGUUUGAAACUGUGGCAAGCCCUUUGGGAAAACCGAGCACCGAUCAACGCUUGUUUCACAGCCCAUUGUAAACCCAAACCGAAAUCGAUAUGGUACAACCUGAAACAGUUUUCACAAGAAAAACUUAGGAGUCAGGACUACAGCAGUCGCACGAUAUCGGGUAGCUCGACCCACGCUAACGACGGGUUCAACAAAUCGGUCGAAGAAGAGAUUUGGGUAACGUCACCAAAAGACAAGUCCUUUCCCGAGACCAUACCGGAAGAGAGUUCCAGCACCGAAGACGAGCAAGUGGUUAUUUUUCAUAUUCCUCCGUGCGAAGAGUACAACGGCAACGUCGACGACGAAUUAUCAAACAGUUAUCCGGGAAAACCGAGUAUUUAUCAACUGCCCGUCAGCAAAUCGGAUCCCUUGUAUAAUUUUGAAGAUUUCGCGGCGAUAACGUCUCCCGAAAUGAAACAACUGCAAAAGAAGAUCAAAAUAAGUCAAUCGAAAAAAAAGAGCUGUUCGAGCAAUUACAAAAGUUCCAGUAUCUUAUCGGAAGAAUCGAUCUCCGUCGACUUGUAUGCGGCUACUUUUUUGGACGUGGCGGUGAUAAGAUGUUUGUUUGUCCCUCAAUGGUGUGAAGAAGGCGUAUACUGGAGUCUUCAAUAUCUCUAUCACAGACUGCAGAGCAUUAACGAAAACAUAAAAACCAAACAAGAACCACGGCGGAGGAGUAAUUCGUUGCCGAUUCCGAAAAUCGAAGUGUCUUUCCACCACGAACCGGAUUUUCGCGGUAAAAUCGUCAAACCGAAUUAUUCCAACACCAUAGCCGACAUGGGCGACAUUUCCCCAGACAUCAGCAAAGAGAGGAAAAGAACGUUUUUCGACGAUCGAGAUUCCGCUAACGCUCAGUCCAGGCAAUCUAGCGAGCGAAUUAAAAAGAAAAAGAAAAUAGUCGAUUUGAAAUCGUUUGUGGGCUGUAAACUAUUGUCGAAGUCCGAGAAAAACCUCCAGAAGAUGGAUUACAUCAACGACGUGAUGAUGCUGGAACAGCAAAACCGUAAUUCCGUGUUUACAAGUCAAGAACUGUCGAACCCGUUGAUGAAAAAACUAGAAUUCUUCUUUCAGGGCAAUAAAACCACGACGUUUCUGAACAGAGGAAAAAGUCUUCCGAGUCUAAGGGCUAACGACAUAAAAAACGUAAAGAAUUUCAUGAAUCCAAUAAUCACCAUAACGGAAGAUUUGGACGCUACUUCGCCCGACAUAAAUUAUUACAAAGCUCGUUUUUUUGACGAGUUCCAGUUCGACAAUUUUUUCCCGCAAGCCAAUAAGCUCUCCAAAGACUUCCAUCAUUCGCCUUUGACCAGAUCUCAGACCGAUUCCAACAUAACGUACAUAAGCGAAGAAAUAGCCGAAGUGCCGGGCUCGCAGAACUUCAUCACCAAAGACGGCGACGUCGACUACGACGUCGUGUUGAGGGCUAUUCAUUUUUCCGUUUAUCAACUGAGCACCAGCAAAACGUUUAGGGUUUGUGAGGUAAUCGUCAAUUUGCUAGAACUGCUUUUGGAUUUGGGCAUUCUGAACCAUUCGUGGACCGGAGACGUUUCGAAAAUGUCCCAUAACAAUUUAUACAGCAUUAACAACGCCUGUUCGGAUUACUUGUCGCACUUUUCGUACAGCAAACCGAUGUCGGCGCACGCUCUUGUGAUGAGCUCGCUUAUCAGAGUGAUACAGAACUUGGGAUGUCCUCACAGCUGUGGCGAAGGCCAUAGGGGACCGCCGGCCAGUUUCGUACGAACCCAGUGCCAGAUAAUGCUGAACCGGCUAAAGCAGUCCGACAGAAAACAAUUUUCCAACUAUCUGAGGCAUUUCGUGAAAACCAACUCGUUGACUUAUGUAAUCAAUUUCGUCCAUUCAUACAUCGGGUUUUGUAUCGAGCCCGCGCUGACGUAUUCUCCCAUAUAUAACAAAAGAAAAUCAAUCGAUACAGUUUCUCAACUCAGCGGUUCUCCAUCGGGCUAUGGACCUAUGAACACGGCUUGUUGUCGCGCCAACGAAUACCACGUUAUCAGCGUGAUAUUCAGAAAUCUAAUAUCCAGAGUUGUUUGUACAUUUAAAGAGCUGAGAAGUUCGGAAAACGCUGACAUUUACAGCACGUUGAGGUUCUUGAUUGCGUACGUCAAAGACAUGCACCCUUCUGUGUUCAAACGAGCCAUGUUAAGCGGUUUAAUCGAUACAUCGUACCAUAAAGACGGAAAACAUUGUAACGUACAGACCACGCGUGUAAUAAGGCAUAUACCGUUGCACGACCACGAGGAACAUUCCAAAUCCAUUACUGAACCUUUUAUCAUCGACAAAGUGAACAGGAAACUAUUGUUUAAAAAGCGCACUACUUCGACCAGUUAUUCGAAUGCUUUUGAAAAUCAAAUCAGCGAAGACAUUAGAAACCAGGUGGCGUUGAUCAAUUUGAAGAAAAGAAAAAACCCGAUGACUUCGAAGCCGAGCGAAGGAAGUAUGCAGUGUCCGAAGAAAUCCUACUCCGAACGUCUGCAAAUCAGAGAAAUCGUUAACUGGAUUAGUUCAAAGUCGAGCGUUCACCAAUGUCGUGGCAGGUCACAAGGCAUGAGUUCUUCGUACGACUCUUCGUCCGACGUCGGUUCGCUCGUGCGGCAAGCGGCGAAUUUACACCAGUCUUAUUGCAGAGGAUCGAAAAAGAGUAGUACCGGAAUGUCGUCGACGUUUAAAAAGACCAAAAAGCGAAUGGGACACCAACUGAACAAAUACAUGUUCCGCAAGGGCAGGAAAAAAGACAAGAGCACCGACGAUUCUCAAGGCAGCUUUAUGAGUCGCCGCGAUUCGUUGGACGACGGCGACCAUCCUCAUCAGUCUGAAUUCGUCGUGUUGAAAGAAAGGAAAUUGGUGCAGAUCAAACAGCUGAAAUUGGGCAUCCAACGUUUUUCCGUCAUGAUAGAAAUGUGUGGCCCGGGCACGGUGCCCGAUGCCAAUUUGAUAUCUGCGGCUUUCGAUUUGCCAAACACUCCGGUGCUGGCCAGGGCGGCUUUUCUGUUGGAGUGUUGCCAUUACGUCCAUUGUUGCAACAAAGGCCAAUGGACGACGUGGGCGAGAUCGACCAGACCUUCGGCGUUGAAUUUCAAGACGUCGACCCUGUUGAACGGGCUAAAGAAAACCGCCAUGGUGCAGCAUAACGCGGGCAAACUGUUCCGGCAAUGGGGCGAGAUAAUUUCUGCACGCAUCGACGAAAUGAUGGCCGACGACCUAAAGCAAAUGCCUCAUGUGUUGUCUCUCAUCACCAACGAAUCGUAUCAGCGAGACCUGCAGACCGAAGACGAAGAAGAAGACUUUUUGGACGAAACUUGUGGCGUCACCCGGACGAUGAACUGUCCGUUGGUGUUGCGAAUGGUGGCCUGCAUGUUGUUCCUGGAGAUCACCUCGUACUUGCGGGAGACCUACAGGAGUCGGCCGAAAGCCAGGCAAUCAAACACUUACACCACGUUGCCAGUCGCAUCCAGCACUUGGGACCGGGAACCCCGGCAAUCGCACAGCCGGGAAGGGAGACGGUGGUCUAUGGCACUGUCAUCUAUGGGCCAUUCGCAGGCGUCCGCUCAGAGUUUACAGUCCAUAGCUUGCGACAAAGAUACCGAAAUGGAGAAAAGCGGAAAUAACGACCUUCCGCAGAGCCAUUUAAAACCGGAAGAGGACGUUAGUCGAAAAAGUAGCAUCGUGGUCGCUACCACCGUGUUGACCAAACUCCGCAGACACGCUAAACUAAUUAAAGAAAAGCGCGCUGCUCCAGCCGAUAAAGGGAAAACGUGUCUGAAGAGCAAAGACAACGAACAGCAGAACAAAAAUGAAAAUACCAAUCCAAACGUUCACUUCAACCAGUGGGACGAGGGUGGACCUGCGACGGUCAUCGACGAAAAAAAAGCCAAGUCUUCUGGUGGUCAACCGACGGCGGGUGGAGCACAACAUUUUUCUCAGAGAAGAGGCACGGCCGGUUCAUUCAAGCGGUACAGUUUGAAAUUGCGUCGGAACACCAAGGAAGGCAUCAAGGAGAUCUUGUCGUCCGACGGCGAUUACCGGAGCGACACUUCGGAAGGAUGCGGUGCGGCCAUUGCGGGCGAGGCGAGCGGUGAAGAAGAGUCGGCUGCCAUGUUGAGCGACGACCACAUACCGGUCAGCCCUUGCGACAGCAACGAAACCGACGACACCACUUACUUCAUGCCCUGGUUAAAGUCGGUCAUACAAAUCAACAAGACAUUCGAUCACAGUUGCACUCACCAGACGUUUUGUCAUCCGCUUUGCUAUAAACGGCACAUGCGGGCUUGUUCGAGGCUCGUCAAAGCCAUGAGAAAGUUGUACGGCGAAGAAUUUGGAUUGAUGAGUUCGUUGGAACUCGACUUGGAUUUGGACGUGUUGAUAAACACAACGAAAAUCGAUAUCAAAAAGAACGUGCCAGUGACGAGCAGUCAAACGUCGCCUAACAAACGCAAAGACAGUUUCGGAAGAAUCGAAAACACAAGUCUUUUGUACAACAUCGGCGAAAGCAUUUCGACUAGUAAAAAACUGUUGUUGAAGUCUGAUUCGAAAAUCCACGAAAAGAAGGACAGCAAAAACCCGAAAGAGCCCAAGAACGACCCACCUAUAAUUUUAAAAUACAUAAAAAACCAAGUACACGAUUUGUUCCACUGUUCGAUGGCGUUAUUGAUCAAAGCCGCCGUGGUGCUGACGGAAGAACAGGUUUUGGACAUAUUGCCAAUCGCUUGGGAAUACCUUUUGGACUCCAACCAAGAAUUGGUGGCCGCGUCUUCGACUUUGUUCAUAAUAACCGCGUACAAAGCACCGCAGAAGUGCAUCGAACUGAUGAACAAUAGUUUCACCGACCGGGAUAUUACGGUCAGGGCAAACUCUAUUUUGAAGUUUCACGUGUUGUGGAAGAAUCGGUAUCAGUCUUGGCCGCGGAUGGAAGAAGGAGCACAAAAUUUGUUCCGGAUCCCUCCACCAGGCAUUGAGUUCACGCUGACUUCGCCAAAAAUCGGUAUCGAAUUCUUGCCGACCGUCGACCCGCCUUGGAUGCCUCAAGUGGAGACCAAAGUGGAAGAGGUUGCCAUCGGCCAAGACACGCACAGGUCUUUGGUGACGGCCACGAAAACCAGGAAGAAACAACAGACGGAACUGAUCAAAAUGGCUCUGGAAGCCAAAGAAGACCAAAGGCGCAACGAACGCGAGAGUUUUUUGGUCACGGCCAUUCCCAUCAACAGUCAGGCGGCACACGAGCAGAGCAUGCACCACGGUCUGUCGGAUCCCGAGUACGACGAAGAAACGGACGAACACGAGAAUCAGGCACGUGUCGUCACACAUCAUUCGGUUCCCUCCGUCACCAUGCUCUUCCCGUCGGUCCUCUGUUCGGCCGUGGUUGACAUCGUGGCGUUGCUCAACGAUCCGGCCGUGACGGGCGACGGUACGUCAGUCUGCGAAACCGCUUACCAGGUUAUUUGGGCUUGCUUGGUUGAAGACUGCAACCUGUUUUUGCGCUUCGUGUUCGAAAGGCUGACACGCGACAACCAAGAGAAAAUGUUCAAGUUGCUGCGACACCUGAUACGGUUCGUGCCAAAACUGCCCCACCAGGCGGCGUUCACCCUGUACAACUACAUCAUCGGCUACAUAAUGUUCUACGUGAGGUCGCCGCACGAAGAAGGCCAAGCAAUGAUCGGUUCAGCUCUGUCGAUUCUUUGGAUGGUUGUCCACAGUGUACACGGUAUCAUGUUUAAAGACCUAAAGCAAAUAUUGCGAAAAGAACAAUGCGAUGGAUCCAUUCUGCUGACAGCCAACGUGCCUUCGACGAAGAAAGUCGUCGUCCACGGUCCUCAGGAGCAAAUGUCCGGAGGAAUCCCAUCGCAGUUUCCCGUCCAAGAAGACACGCAGUUUUUCCAAAUCCUCAAAGAAUCGUUGGAUUUCUUUGGGAUACCCGUAGAGCGACAAAGAGAAUAUUUCCUCGUCAACAUCAAGACCCGUCAAAUCCACAACCCCACGUCGUACGUUAGGGAUUAUUAUUUUUUCAAACGCUCGCAGUAUCCGCAGCUGGAACUCAUUCAGAUGGAUCUCGUCGAAGCGUUCGACCAGUUGCAGAGCCAAGAAGUCAUUCACAAGUUCAUGGAGAUCGGCAAAGUACUUUUGACUUGGGCCAUAUUGAAAAACGUCGACAUGGUCGUACAAAGAGUGGUGUUCUUGCACGAGGAGUUGAUCAAACUGCCGUCGUUUCCCAGGAAAGCAUUGGAAGCCGAUCUGGAUUUGUACAAAGGAGGCAGCAUGGGAAAGGAGCUGUUGGGACUGGACUUAUUGCACAAGUUCAUGUGGGUUCGGUUGAUAGCCCGAAUGUUCGAAGCCAUGGCCGGCAACUUCGCCUACUCCGGUGAUAUACACUUGUUCUUGAACGUUUUGAACGGAGCAGUGACGUUGCAUAGUGAAGACUCGUGUAUUUUGCGCUACGUGAUGGCCACUUAUAUAAACGCAGCCCGGAAUUUCAAGAAUAUAUUUUCCAGCAACGGAUACUUGCUCAUUAUACCGACGCUGCUUCAGUUGUACGCCAGCCACCACACCAACAAGAUCGUUACCCGGUCCAUCGAGUACACCAUCAAACAGUUCUAUCUGAUGAACCGCAAACCGUUUAUACUGCAAAUGUUCGGCAGCGCUUCGAGCAUACUAGACUUGGACGACGCUACCAAUACGGGAAAUUCCAACAAGGUGGAAGCCAAUUACUUUUUCAAGCUGAUACUAAGCUUGGAGACGGUAUCGCACGACCCAAUACACAUAAGCGAGUUAAUCAAGGAAGAGAAACCGCUACAAGCCGUCGACUUUUGUUACCAAGACGAAGACGAAACCAUUACCGUGCAAGACUGCACUUCGUUGUGCGUUAUGGUCAUAGCUUUUUCGCCGGAAACGUUGCGGUCUUAUCAGAUGCUCUUGAUAUUGGAAGCGAUUUUGCCGUGCUACCUGAAACACAUACAGCAGCCAAAGUACCGGGAAAUCGAACGCGACGUCAUCAACCAGUUGAUCACAUCCAUAAAAACAUUGAUCAACAAUAGCGAGGCGUUGUCCAAACAUUACAACGGUCCGCAAAAAACCAGCCCCGAACCCAAAGACUCUAGCCAGCGAAAUUGCAGCAAGGGGUUGUGUUCGCCGACCGGAGGCGGAGGCGUCGGUGGCAUCGAAACCAAAGAGAUGGAGUCCAAUUCGAAAAUGUUUGCCGAACGCAAAUCGCACAAAACGCCGUUGGAAAGGGACCUGAUCGACUGCGAGAUACAAGUGGAAGAGAAAUACGCCGCACUGCGAAACGAGUUCCGGCGGACCAGGGACGUUCUGUUGUCUGUUGUUACGGAUUUCGUGGUGAUAUGCCACGCCAGGCUGACGGAACUCAGCAGGAAGUAUCCGCAAGAGGGAAAGCCGUUCGACAUCCUCGACACUAGGAUGCAAAUCAGACUCGGCGAAGUGGCACAUAGUCUUUUGAAGGUAUCGCCGUACGAUCCGGAAACGAUGUCUUGCAAAGGUUUGCUUAAAUACAUGACCAACAUAUUGCCCAUUGUGGAUUGGGCGGCAGAACCGCUGCGGCCCACUCUGUUGGGCAUACUCAGGCGAUUGGACAAGACGUUCAACAAGAUCUACAAAAAGCCGUCGAUCCGCAGAUACACAGACUGGUUUGCCGCCGGAGAGCUGAUCAAAGGCGUCUACGAAACGCUGUCCGAGCACCCGUUCAUCGUGCACAUACCACACUUCAAAACCCUCGUUUCCACUUGCCAAGGCAUUAUCGUAGGCGAAUCAGGUAGCUCAAGCACAACGGCUGGAGAUAAUUUUCAGACGGCCGCCAUUCCCGUGGAAACGCCUCCACCACAUUUUUGCGCUAUCGUCAUACGAUUGCUGGCACUGCACAUAUUAGCUAUAGGGGACAAUUACACGUUGGAACAGUCGGUCGGAGGUAUGGCCAACAUAAUGUCGUCGCAAGUGAAGACCGAGAACUUUCUGAUGAACUUGUUUUUACCGCUUUGCUUCCGAGUGGGCAUCGGCAAGAAAGACAUGCACUGCAUGAGAUCCUGCGACAUCAAAUUCAUGUUGUCCGUCGUUUUGAAUUCCAUGAGCCCGCCCGUCAAGACCACGUGCCUGACUUUCGUGCAACUCGCCAACGUCAAACAGUCGUCGGACCUGCGGACCAAUUCGUUCACGUUCAACAGGGACUCCAAGCCGUCGCCGACCGUGUCGAAAUCGUUUUUCAAAGUUUUGUUUCUAGCUAUGAAAAUAAUGCUGGUGUGCUUCGAACCCGAACUGGCCCUUCAGUACCAGCGCAUCGCUCACACCGUCAAAGAGCUCAUGAACGUGCAAGACGCCAGAGCGUCGUUUUGGUCUUUCAUCGAGUUCAUCAUCGUCAACAGGUCGCCGCUGUUCAUACUGCUCCAGCCUUUCAUCUUGCAACGGUUGGGGUUCAUGUCGGUGACAGAAAUCGAGGCCAGUUCUCAAAGUCUUGUCAAAGAAAAACUCACAGAGUACACGGCCAUCACGCCGUUGUGCAGGAGUUCGCUGCUGGUAGAGCUCAUGAACGAAAUGACAGAACUCAAACAAGAGCUGGACGACCGUUUGGACGAGCAACGGAUCAGAUCCAGCAAUGGAGUGCGCAAUUCGUACGAGACUCAACACAGGCCGUCCGUAAUCAACUUGCUGCCCGGCGCGUCCAACCAAUCUUACAGCGUGUGCACCGUAUCGCACAGGGAGUCCAUAUCGAGUGUCCGGAGCAACUUGAGCGCCCAAGACAGUUCCAUCAAAACGUUGGGAAGUAUCCAAAAAGAAAUCAAAAACUCGGACGCAGACCAAUCAGAUUUGACCGUUAAACCGGACACCCGUUUGCAACGCACAAGGGCGCCAAGCCGAAAAACCUUCCGGUUCCGCAAAAGCCGCAUGGAGGUGAUACACCAAGGGAUGAAAUCACCCCGGCAGACCAGGGAUGCAACGGCUGCCGUCGAAGGGAACGCGGCCGCGGUCGACGAGAGACUGUUGCCGUCCAAGGCCGACAUGAUAUGGGAAGAGGACAGUCACAGCGGCCCGUCUAGGACGUCCAGCACGUCGGGUUACCGGGAGAACUGCAGUCUGCUGAUGAUGCCCAUGGACAGUUCGGACGAGAACUCAUCGCCGGUGCACCACUGCCUGACCAACAGCAGUUCCACGAUAAUACCCAUGGAGAGUCCGGUGUUGGCCAGAGACAGGGAACAAGACGUGGGCAGCCAGCAGACUAUAAUCACGUGUCACGAGGACACGCUGGUCUAGACGUUUUAGGGUACAUUUCUCCAAGGGCGCCCACAUGGGAAAAUUCCAGUGGGGACCGCCUAUGGUUUUGUGUAAUGGUUAUAAUUUGUUUUGUAACUCAAAGAGGAGCUAGGCUAAGGAUAGUUAUCCCCCUGUCCCUCCCUGUGGGCGUCCUUCGCUGAAAGCUUGCUAAUUUCUCUAAGCAAGAGGUUUAAAAACCGUACUUUUUAUUUAGCUAUUAUAAGUAUAGUUUGAUAAUCGAAUGAAGAAUCGUUAGGCUUUAAAACGAAAAAAAUAACAAUUUUUGAAAACUGUUCGGCAGAUACGUCGGAAAGUGAUUUAUAGUCUUAAUUUGUAAAAAUAUGGGCUUUUUCAGUUUCUCUUGACAACAGCAAAAACACUAUUGGCCUCUUUUGGACCAAAAAACAAAGAAAUUUACCACCAAAAAGUUGACAGAGCAUAAUUUAUGCGCCUUAGAAUACAUUAUUGAGUACAAUACGAGAUAAUAAGCAAACCACAGUUGGUUUUGUAAUAGUCAUGUAAAUAGAUUAAGCGAGCAAUAAGACAUUACAUUAGACAGACUAUGCUUCAACAUGUGGAUUUCAACUCGUUUGUGAACCACAGCGUUGAGCUAUAGUCUGUCUGCCACGACCAAUUAUUAUUAUAUUAUAAUGUUUAUUUCUAGUCUAAUUAUUGUUUAUCUCUAGUCUAUUCGUUGGAAGUCCACAGAGCUAUAACAAGUCUAAGACAGUUUAGACAAGUUAGCGAACUUUUCUCUCGACGAGCUUAUUACACUGAAUUUAUUUACUUAGGUAGUCCAGUUAGACAUUUUGUUUAGUUUUGAAAUUCCGUUUUUCAUUAUGUUUUCAUAAGUCGUCGACGCCUAUUGUCUUCGUUACCUUAUUUUUCGAACGAUAGAAUUAUAAUAUUUUUAGCGCAGGAUUAUUAUUAUUAUUAAGAGAAAAUUGUCAUCUUUACUUUAGGCCGUAACUAUUAAUGUUAUUAAUCGAUAAGCUGUUUUUAGGUUACACUUAGAACACUAAAACCAAACUACACUUUUAUGUAUCUAUUUUUUUACUUUUCACUCGGUUCAAAUAGUAUAGUUUUCUUCAUGGCUGGCAACCGGUUAAAAAUAAACGGUAUUUAUUAAUAAAAAUCAAAAAACCAAUACAAAAAAAAAAGGGUAUCUAAAAUAAAAAUGCAAAUAAAAAUAAUCCGGUUUUCAUGAUAGAAGUAGACAUUUUUACUGUCAGUUGCAAACACUGUUUUUUUUUGUUUAGAAAGUUUUUUACCGUAGGAUUAUUUUUUUUUCUAUCAACGUGAAAUACUGAAAUUGAGAAGAUGUGAUGAUAUUUACUUUAGGUCGUAAACGAUAUUUUAUAGACUAUUUUUAUUUUUGAAGAGUUCAAAUCUAUAAUCAUUCUAAUAGUUAUUAUUACACCGAUCAUGAUGUCUUCGGUUUUAUUUAUUAUAAUAAUUCGAGUUCUUACCGUUGUCCGUACGCCAAAAUUUGUACACCAAAUUAAUGUUAUUAUUAUUAUUACUUUUUUUGAAAAUGUCGAUCUUCCAAAUUAUAAGUGCUAUUAAAAAAAUGCUAGGUAACGCGUAACGUUGUUGGAAAAAUAAUUUUAAAGUUUAUUAUUAUUAUUAUUAUAUGUAUAUAUAUAUACUUACGGGUCAGGGUCAAUGAUUAACGUUAACUGUGUGUAACUUAAUUUUAAACUCGGUAUGUAAAAUACCGUGCGAAAUCAUUAUAAAUUACGACGAAUUCUUAUAAAAACAAAAUAAAAAAUAAUAAUAAUCAGUUUGCCUUAAAAAAAAAAAAAAUACAUAUAAGACUUAGAGGUUUUUGAUAGGUUAGUUUAAACACAGCCUGAGAGUACGGUGGCGUUGUUGCUCGGCACUAUAGUGUUAUAAUUAUAUUUUGUAAAAGUCAAGUGCCAUUAUUAAAAUAUAUUCCUUAUGUGAUUUUGCAAUGUUCUUCGAAAAAUUCUCUUUCGAGAUUUUUAGCCGUUUACCUGAUUAAUAUUAGACUAUUUUUAUUGUGUUUUGUGUAUACUUACGGAUAUUUAUAUUUAUAUAUAUGUAUAAUAUUAGUGUUUAGAUUUAGCGGUUUAACUGUCGGCAAAAUAGGGUAGUUUUUAAUCGUCGACUUCAACGAAUGCCUUUGACCGCAGUGGUUACCGUCGGGCGCACGGUCCAGUGUUGCCAACCGCAGGAGAAAUCCUCGUGAUGAGUGUGUAGUACACCAAAUAAUAAGAUGCGACUGAAUAUAAGCUGACUGUAAGUUAAAAUUUGAAUUAAAUGUUUGAAUUACCGACCCCUGGAACUAUUCUGGACCAACCGUAAGUUUUAAUUUUCUAUCAUAGUUAUUGAGUGAAAACGAUGGCUUUUCGCCGGCUAACUCGAAGGGUUUUGAUGCAAGAUUGUAUUGAUAUACAAUUUAUUAAUUUUACAUUGGGAAAAUAUACGUCUGCGUACUGGCAACACUGGGCCCGUCAGUGUUUAACGGUGACAUAAUACUGAAUAGGUUAUUUCAAAAACGACACUAGUCAUGACACUGCUAUUGUACACUGACCAACCUAACCUAACUUAAUCACACCGCAAAUUAAACUUCUUUUGCACGUUCACCUCAAAUUUAUUUACAAGAUCUGGUUAUUCGCAGUUUCAAAUAUAAUCUACCUUUGACCGUAUCUCAAUCAAUCAAUAUAAAACAUUUUGAUUGACUCGAAUGAAGAUUAAAACAAGUAAACAUUACAUCUAACAAUAUAUUUUUUUAAUUUUAACUAUCAAUAAGGGCUGAAAGUAUGUGCAUUUUUUUUAUUUUUCGAAAAACAGGCGUUUUUUAUGGUAAAACAUAAAUUAUCAGAUGACAAGUAAACAAUGUUGAUAUAUAGUAAUCCAGUUUGUAUUGUAACCGUACAAUCACUUUUACAUAGCGCUCAUUUUUUUUUAAGAUACCAAAAGUAAUAACAAUACAAUAUAAUAUUGACUUUAGGGUUUUUUUCAUUUGGUCAUUCAUACACCACAAGUUUUGAUUAAAUUUGAUUCUGAAAAAAUAUAUAGUUUUUAUAUAGAUUAAAUUAUAAGCUGUGCCUACCGAGUUUGAUAAAAUAAAAAAAUAAAUUAUUUUUGUAAACACAACUACUUACCCGUGUCGUUUUUGAAAUAUCCGAUUCAAUUGUAUGAUGAAAAUUUGGUCGGCGUUCGAUUGAAAUUGAAUUUCGCCCACGUCAAACAAUAAUAAUAUUAGGUUUAAUGAUAAUUAAUUAGUUGUACAAUUUAAAAUUUAAACCGUCCAUACGAUAAGUUAAAAAAAAAAUUAAAUUAUUCAGUAUUUAAAAAACUUCGACCAAAUUAUUAUUGUUAUAGUUUUUAUUAAAUUAUUUAUCGGUAUUAUUAAUUUCUAAUGUAAAUUUCGCACAGCGUGUGUUAUAUUGUGACGAUUUAAUAUUGCCAAUUUGAAUUAAAUUAUAUGAAAUAAAUUUGAAAUAAGCGGAAAUAAAAAAAAAAAAGCUUCGGGCUACCGUAACGUUUUUUUUUUUUUAUUUCGUGUCUUAAGUAGUCUGUGAAAUUCGACUGGGUAGUAGUCUAUAAUAAAUAAUAUAAUAGAAUUUAUAUAAUAUAAAUUAGAAAUAUUUAUCGUUCCUAUAACCCGGUAAUAAUAAUCACAAAUUAACUUAACUGGGUACUCACUCAUUCCGUCUAUUAUUAAUUAUUAUUAUUAUUAUUGUAUCGUGUACUUGAAAAAAAAAAAUUAUACACCUAUAUUUUAUUAAUUAAAAUUAUUUAUUCAUCUUACUCUUACCUUAUCGAGAAUUAUUGAUCGGUUAAACCAAACGAUCGUGUAACGAUUAGUGUGUUAAUCUAACUUAGUUGUAAACGUGUUGUAGUAUAUUUGAACUUAUGUUCGGGAUCAAUUUACUGUAUUAUUAUUAUUAUUAUUAUUGUAUUGUAUUAUUGUAUUGUUA